AUGGCUUCUCAAGCCACAGACAGUGACUACAGUAUGAAAAAUGCUGAAGAGCAGCUAGAAGGCACUCUGCUUAAAAGUCAAGGUGCUUUAAAAGCAAAAGAAAGACGAAAUUUUUUAUCCCCCACAGAUAAGCCAUUCAACAGUCAAGUCCUAACUUUUAAACACAUUACAAAAGCUCAGGAGAAGACAAGAAAGCAACAACAACGAUGCAAACUGGAACCUCUGCCAGUGUUAAAGAUCUACCAAGAUCACAAGAAGCCAGAAUACAAAGAAAGAAUCUCUUUGGGAGUUCUAAAACCUCCAGUGCCCACGAGAAAAAGUUACACUGAGUCUGCUCAGUUUCCUGAAUCUCAAGAUGAUGUGGAGAAAAAGCAGAUACAGAAGCCCUCUCUUGAUGUGUUCUCUCCCUUUCUACCUAAACUGCCUCGUAUCCAAAAGGCUAGCACUGCAGGCUUACCUGAGCACGUUUUUCACGAGCGGGAAGAGGUUAUUAAGGCCAACAUCCGUGAUCCCUUGCAAAUCAUUAAAAUAAUCCGUGAAAAUGAAAACCUUGGAUUUUUUUACAUGGUUUCUGCAGUGGCAAGGUCCUCCAUUGAAUAUGACACAUAUAACCUGAAAAUUGUAAGCUAUGAGAACCUCAAUAAAAAUGACUACUAUACUAUUAGUCCGAAGGCAGUCACACACAUUUCAAGUGGAGAAGUUGAAUAUAUAGAGCUUGAGCGAUGGGAACAGGAAUAUCUAUACCACCAAAAACUCACAAAGAUUCCUAUAUUUUCACUUUUCCGGAAAUGGAAGGCUUUUUAUGUGUGGAAGAAGAAUGUCCGCUCCAAGAAAAUUACUGCAUGCCGAGAUUCUCUAAAAAUUAAUUUGUUCAUUGUUAAUGAAUAUUUGCGACCAGCUCUUCUUAAAAUAAAUGAAUUGUGCUAUCAGUUGAGUUUUAUGAAACUUUUUCAUAUUGAAAGAGGGCAUACCUACACCCUGAAGGAAUUUAAGGCUGCACAAGUUGUAAAACUAGGGGAGGUGACCAAUCGCCUAGAAGAAUUUCGAAAUGAAGCAAAAGACGUGGUCAGGAAGGCUUGCCGAAUGGCCCUGCAUGCCGUGGGAUUUGUUCCUGAUGACUGCACAUUAGAACCUAGUUCAAGUCAUCUUACAAGACCAGAAAGUUUAGCUUACAUUGAUAUGUCAUAUGACAUCCCUAUUUAUGGAGAUUCUGAGAAAAUGACCUACACAGAACAGGCCAGCAAAAGGCAUCAUUGCAUGAGAUUGACAUGCUUUAUCCAUUUAAAUGACUAUCUAAUUGAGAACACAAUGCACAACAUGACAGUAAAUUCUGUUACCUCCCUUUUGAAUUAUCUUACUGACAAAUUAAAACGAACACCCUCAGCAGAUGUUAUUGAGAAGUGGAUUAGCGAAGAGAAGCCUGAAGUCACUGAUAAAAAGACAGUACCUUUAUUGGAAAAGCAAGAAGAAGAUGAAUCUCUCAUUCCCAUGUUUCUCACAGAACUGAUUUUGACGGUCCAGUCACUGAUCUUUGAACCUUGUUUGGAAGAUUUUCUGGAGGAUAUUACAAAUGCAAUCAAUAAGUGUCAAAACACUGUUUUAUCAGUUCCUAAUCUUGUGCCUGAUCCAUAUUUUGAUGCUUUCACCAGCCCUUAUAUUAACAACAAACUUGAAGAAAAAACCUGUGGAUCUGGGCCAAGUUUAUCAUCAGUUUUUGAUGAUGAUAAGAACUUUCACACCAUUAUCCGUCAAAUAAAGGAAACCAUUCAGGCAGCAUUUGAAUCUGCCCGAUUAUACGCUGCCACCUUUGAAAAGUUCCAGAUAUUCUUCAGGGAAAAUGAAAAUCUUGACUUACAGGCUCUUAAGCUUCAAGAACCUGAUGUUCAAUUCUUUAGUGAACAACUGGAAAAGUAUCACAAGCAGCACAAGGAUGCAGUGGCUCUAAAACCCACCAGAAAUGUAGGACUGCUGCUCAUUGACACUAAGCUGCUAAAAGAAAAACUAAUCCCAUCACCUUUGCGGUGCUUGGAGGUGUUAAAUUUUAUGCUUCCUCUUCAAAGCAAGAAAAAAGUGGAUACCAUUAUCUCUGAGGCACAAGAUGCAGAGUAUAAACUUGAGUUUGUUCCAACUACCACCAUAGAAUAUGUUAAUAGCUUAGUGUUUCUUGAUGAAAUUCAGGAAAGGAUUGAAACCCUUGAAGAUGAAUCCAAUGUAGUGGUUCAGAUGUACAAGCUUAUUGAGCAAUAUCAGGUUCCCACACCUCCUGAAGACUUUGCUGUUUUUGCAACUAUGAAACCAUCCAUUAUUGCUGUUCGAAACGCCAUUGAUAAAUCAGUGGGUGACAGAGAUGCAAGCAUCAAGCAGUUCUGUCAGCAUUUGGGUAAAGAUCUGGAAGAGUUAAACAAUGAAGUAAAUGAAAUAAAGCUGCAAGCACAGGAUCCGCAGAUUUUGGAUAUUACUGCUGACCAAUCCAAAAUAAAGAGCAUGCUGAGUGAUAUGCAAGUCAUUGUUGAUGAUCUUCAAAAACGUGCAUUUCAGUACAAAACAUACCAGAAGAAUUUCAAGGUUGAAGUGUCCAAGUUUGAUGCUUUGGAAGAAGUAAGUGCCGAAUUGAAGCUCAAACAGUUGCUCUGGGAUUCGAUUUCCGAAUGGGAUGACCUUCAAAAAGAAUGGUUACAGUCCAAAUUUGACACUCUGGAUCCAGAAAUGCUAAACUCUCAGGUUACUAAAUAUGCCAAAUUUGUGGCUCAGUUGGAAAAAGGCUUGCCACCCAACAGUGUAGUUCCUCAGCUCAAACAGAAAGUGGAAAAAAUGAAAGAAAAGCUUCCAAUUAUCAACAACUUGAGGAACCCAACUUUGAAGCCCAGACAUUGGGUAGCGAUAGAGCAGACAGUUGAUGCCACUCUACUGGAUCUGGAAGUUCCACUUACCUUAGAGAAGCUCUCAGAUUUGCAUGUUUUUUACUUUGGCCAAGAAAUCCAGGAUAUCUCUGGACAAGCUUCUGGAGAAGCUGCUUUAGAAACAAUUCUUAAAAAGGUGGAGGACUCUUGGAAAACAACGGAAUUUGUCAUUCUGCCUCACCGUGACUCCAAAGAUGUAUUUAUCCUGGGUGGCACAGAUGACAUACAGGUCCUUCUGGAUGACAGCACCAUCAACAUUGCGACCAUUGCCUCAUCACGUUAUGUCGGUCCACUGAAAACGCGAGUGGAUGAGUGGCAGAAACAACUUACUUUAUUUAAUCAAACACUGGACGAAUGGCUGACCUGUCAGAGAAACUGGCUCUACCUAGAAAGUAUAUUUAAUGCUCCAGAUAUUCAGAGGCAGCUGCCCGCGGAGGCCAAGAUGUUCCUUCAGGUGGACAAGUUAUGGAAGGAAAUCAUGAGGAAGGUGAACCGGCUGCCCAAUGCUCUUCGAGCAGCUACUCAGCCAGGACUUCUGGAGACUUUUCAAAACAAUAAUGCAUUACUUGAUCAAAUUCAGAAGUGUCUAGAGGCCUACUUAGAAUCAAAAAGAGUCAUCUUUCCUAGAUUUUACUUCUUGUCAAAUGAUGAACUAUUGGCGAUUCUGGCCCAGACACGAAACCCGCAGGCCGUGCAGCCGCAUUUGAGAAAGUGCUUCGACUCCAUCGCAAGACUUGAAUUUGCUGUUAUGAUUCCUACAGAAGGAAAAAUCCCCGGUAUUGAAGGGGAACAAGAAAAGGUUUUUACUAACGAUAUACUAGCAAUGCUGUCCCCAGAGGGAGAAAGGGUGGGCUUGGGAAAGGGCCUCAAGGCUCGAGGCAACGUGGAGGAGUGGCUCGGCAAAGUGGAAGAAGCCAUGUUCUCAUCUUUGCGUCGCCUGUGCAAAGCUGCCAUUGCCGACUAUCAGGUGAAGCCCAGGACGCAAUGGGUGACGUCAGGACACCCUUCUCAGGUCAUCCUUACAAUCUCUCAGAUCAUGUGGUGUCGAGACUUGACGGAGUGUCUGGAGAUGGAAGACGGUGGCUGCCAGGAAGCCCUGGUAGCUUUUGAAAGGAUCAACUUCGAGAGAUUGAAUGCCCUCGCUUCAUUAGUUCGAGGGAGUCUUCCAAAAUUACAUAGAAAUAUCAUAACUGCCUUAAUUACUAUUGAUGUUCAUGCAAGAGACAUUGUCACUGAACUUGUGGAAACCAAAGUAGAUGGACUUGAAUCCUUUGACUGGCAGCGACAAUUGCGCUAUUACUGGGACAUGGACCUGGAUAAUUGUGUGGCUCGAAUGGCUCUCUCCCAGUACACUUAUGGCUAUGAAUACCUAGGCGCAUGCCCAAGACUCGUUAUUACUCCUCUUACAGAUCGUUGCUACCUUUGUCUCAUGGGAGCUUUGCAGCUUGACCUAGGCGGUGCCCCAGCAGGGCCUGCUGGCACUGGGAAAACCGAGACUACCAAAGACCUUGCAAAAGCUCUAGCCAUCCAGUGUGUGGUCUUUAACUGUUCGGAUGGUUUGGACUAUAAGAUGAUGGGGCGUUUCUUCAGUGGUUUGGCCCAGUCGGGUACCUGGUGCUGCUUUGAUGAGUUUAAUCGAAUUGACAUAGAAGUGUUAUCAGUCAUCGCACAGCAGCUCAUUACCAUUAGGAAUGCCAAGGCCGCAAAGCUCUCUAGAUUCAUGUUUGAAGGACGUGAGAUAAAGCUGGUGAUGACUUGUGCAGCCUUCAUCACAAUGAAUCCCGGCUAUGCAGGCAGAACUGAAUUGCCCGAUAACCUGAAAGCCCUGUUCAGACCAUUUGCAAUGAUGGUUCCGAAUUACGCCUUGAUUGCAGAGGUAAUUUUAUAUUCUGAGGGAUUUGAGUCCAGUAAAAUAUUGGCAAGAAAAAUGACGCAGAUGUAUAAACUGUGCAGCGAGCAGCUCUCUCAGCAGGACCACUACGACUUUGGCAUGAGAGCCGUGAAGUCUGUACUGGUUAUGGCUGGGUCUUUAAAGAGAGAGAACCCAAACCUAAGUGAAGAGGUCGUGUUGAUAAGAGCUUUGCGAGAUUCCAACUUGCCAAAAUUCCUCACAGAUGACGCGCUUCUCUUCAGUGGGAUCAUAUCUGACCUUUUUCCUGGAAUCCAAAUUCCGGAGCAUGAUUAUGGUAUUUUGCAGUCAACAAUUAUAGAAGUCAUGACUAGAAAAAGUCUUCAACCUGAGCUCUGUAUGGUUAAAAAGGUGAUACAGUUCUAUGAGACCAUGUUAGUAAGGCAUGGUGUAAUGCUAGUUGGGCCAACAGGAGGUGGAAAGACCACAGUUUACCAAGUACUGGCAGAAACUUUAGGGGAUUUACAAAAACAUGGACUAGACAACCCAUUCUACCAACCAGUAAAAACAUAUGUUCUUAAUCCUAAAUCAAUUACAAUGGGUGAAUUGUAUGGUGAAGUUAAUCCCAUAACCUUGGAAUGGAAGGAUGGCUUGAUGGCACUCAGUGUCCGAAAUGCUGUGAAUGAUACUUCAGAAAACCAUAAAUGGAUUAUCAGUGAUGGGCCAGUGGAUGCUCUGUGGAUUGAAAAUAUGAAUACAGUGUUGGAUGAUAACAAGAUGCUCUGCUUGGCUAAUGGUGAAAGGAUUAAACUCACGCCUCAAAUCCACAUGCUCUUUGAGGUACAAGAUCUAAAGGUUGCCUCCCCUGCAACAGUGAGUCGAUGUGGAAUGGUGUUUGUCGAUCCUGAGGAACUGAAGUGGAUGCCGUAUGUUCGAACUUGGAUGGAUGGUAUUUCCAAAAGACUGAAUGAAGAAACCCAGGAAUAUAUAUUGAACCUUUUCCAGCGCUAUGUGGAAGAUGGUUUAUAUUUUAUCAAUAAAAAGUGUACCCAAGCAAUUCCACAAGUGAACAUCAGCAAAGUUACUACCCUCUGUUGUCUAUUGGAGUCCUUGAUGUUUGGAAAAGAUGGAAUUAACUUGGCAAUGGAACAAACAAAACUGAACACUGUUGUAUGUCAAACUUUUGUAUUCUGUUAUUUAUGGUCUGUGGGCGGAAACUUAACUGAAAACCACUGGGAUGCUUUUGAUACAUUUAUUCGGACACAGUUUGAUGACAAUCCUGAUGCCAGGCUUCCCAGUUCUGGCGAUCUGUGGAGUGUUCACAUCGACUUUGAAAAUAGACGGCUGGAUCCCUGGGAGCGAAUCAUCCCCUCCUUCAAGUACAGUCGAGAUGUCCCAUUCUUUGAAAUGCUUGUCCCCACAGCUGACACAGUGCGCUUUGGCUAUCUGAUGGAAAAGCUCCUGGCCGUCAGGCAGUCUGUAUUGUUUACUGGAGUGACUGGAGUCGGCAAGUCUGUUAUUGCUAAAGGAUUGCUAAAUAAAAUUCAAGAAUCAGCUGGCUACGUUCCUGUUUAUCUAAAUUUUUCUGCUCAAACUUCAUCUGCAAGGACACAAGAAAUUAUUGAGUCAAAACUGGAACGGAAAAGAAAAAAUAUUCUGGGAGCACCAGGAAACAAACAAGUAGUGAUUUUCGUUGAUGACUUAAACAUGCCCAGACUGGACCGCUAUGGCUCUCAGCCUCCCAUUGAAUUACUCCGGCAGUACCAAGAUUUUGGUGGAUUUUAUGACAGAAGCAAACUCUUUUGGAAAGAAAUACAGGAUAUCAGGAUCGCUUCAGCCUGUGCGCCUCCAGGUGGUGGCCGCAACCCUGUGAGCCCUCGCUUCAUCAGGCACUUCAGCAUGCUGUGCCUGCCUUUGCCCUCAGAGCACAGCCUGAAACAGAUUUUUCAGUCCAUCUUAAAUGGCUUCCUGCUUGACUUCACACCAGCUGUAAGGCAAACUGCAUCAAACAUUGUUGAAGCUGCAGUUGAAAUUUACAACAGAAUGAGUAUUGACCUUCUGCCAACACCAGCCAAGUCCCAUUAUGUCUUUAAUUUGAGAGAUUUAUCUAAAUGUGUGCAAGGUAUCCUCCAAUGUGAUUCAGGAACAAUAAGAGAAGAAAUACAGAUAUUUAGACUCUUUUGUCAUGAAUGUCAGAGAGUUUUCCAUGAUCGUUUGAUUAAUAAUGAAGAUAAACACUAUUUCCAUGUUAUUUUGACAGAAAUGGCAAAUAAACACUUUGGAAUUGCAAUUGACCUGGAAUAUUUUUUAAACAAACCCAUCAUAUUUGGAGAUUUUAUUAAGUUUGGUAUAGACAAGAGUGAUCGAAUUUAUGAUGAUAUGCCUGAUAUGGAGAAAAUUGCAAAUGUUCUACAGGACUAUCUUGAUGAUUAUAAUCUCAUACAUCCCAAAGAAGUAAAGUUGGUGUUCUUCCAGGAUGCUAUAGAACAUGUUUCAAGGAUUGCCCGCAUGAUCCGCCAGGAAAGAGGCAACGCCCUGCUGGUUGGAGUGGGGGGCACAGGAAAGCAGUCUCUUACAAGGCUUGGGGCUCAUAUAUGUGGUUACCAGUGUCUGCAGAUUGAACUCAGCCGGGGUUACAAUUAUGAUAUUUUUCAUGAAGACCUAAGGAAACUGUACAAAAUGGCUGGGAUAGAAGACAAGAACAUGGUUUUCCUUUUCACAGAUACCCAGAUUGUAGUGGAAGAAUUUCUGGAAGACAUAAAUAACAUCCUGAACUCGGGGGAAGUGCCAAAUUUAUUUGAAAAGGAUGAACUGGAGCAGGUUUUAGCUGCCACAAGACCAAAAGCAAAAGAAGUAGGAAUAGCUGAGGGGAAUAGAGAUGAGGUGUUCCAGUUCUUCAUCAGCAGAGUCCGUCAGAAGCUGCACAUUGUUCUCUGCAUGAGCCCCGUGGGAGAGGCUUUCCGGUCCCGAUGCCGCAUGUUCCCGUCCCUCGUGAACUGCUGCACCAUUGACUGGUUUGUCCAGUGGCCCAAGGAAGCACUUCUGUCCGUAUCACAGACAUUCUUCUCAAAUAUUGACACAGGAAACGUAGACCUGAGAGAAAGGCUUCCACAAUUGUGUGUGAAUGUUCACUUGAGUGUCUCGCAGAUGGCAGAGCGCUAUUACACAGAGCUCCGGAGACGGUACUACACCACACCCACCUCCUACCUGGAGCUCAUCAAUCUCUACCUGUCCAUGCUGAGUGACAAGAAGAAGCAGUUGGUUCUGGCAAUAAACAGAGUGAAGAAUGGUCUGACCAGGUUACUAGAAACGAAUGAACUAGUAGAUGUGAUGAAAUUAGAUCUUUCUGCUUUAAAACCUGUCCUUUUGGCAAAAUCACAAGAUGUUGAAGCCCUGAUGGAGAAACUGGCAAUUGAUCAGGAAAAUGCUGAUCGGGUCCGUCAAACUGUGCAAAAAGAUGAAGCAGUGGCAAAAGUGAAAGCAGAGGAAACCCAGGCCAUUGCUGAUGAUGCUCAGAGAGACCUUGAAGAAGCUCUACCUGCGCUCGAAGCUGCCAAUAAGGCACUGGAUUCCUUAGACAAAGCUGACAUAGCUGAAAUCAGAGUUUUCACAAAGCCCCCAGAUAUGGUCAUGACAGUUAUGGAAGCUAUUUCCAUUCUCUUGAAUGCAAAACCUGAUUGGCCAACAGCAAAGCAACUUCUUGGUGAUUCUAACUUUCUCAGAAGGCUUUUAGAGUAUGAUAAGGAAAAUAUAAAGCCUCAGAUAUUGGCAAAGCUUCAAAAGUAUAUUAACAAUCCUGAUUUUGUGCCUGAAAAAGUAGAGAAAGUGUCCAAAGCGUGUAAAUCCAUGUGCAUGUGGGUACGUGCAAUGGAUUUAUACUCUCGUGUAGUCAAAGAAGUGGAACCAAAGAGACAGAAACUCCGGGCUGCUCAGGCUGAACUUGAUGUUACAUUGGCUACUCUGAAAGACAAACAAGUAUUACUAAAAGAAGUAGAGGAUCAAAUACAGGCUUUACAAGAUGAAUAUGACAAAAGUGUGAAUGAAAAAGAAAGUCUUUCAAAGACCAUGGCCCUGACACAAGCACGCCUCCUACGAGCUGGGAAACUAACAGCAGCACUAGGAGAUGAACAGGUUCGCUGGGAAGAAAGUAUCCAGAAAUCUGAAGACGAGCUGUCAAAUAUCAUAGGGAAUGUGUUCAUAUCUGCAGCUUGUGUGGCCUAUUAUGGAGCAUUCACAGCCCAAUACAGGCAGCUGCUUGUAGAAUGGUGGAUCAAUGAUUGCCUCUAUCUGAACAUCCCAAUCGAUACUUCCUUCAGUCUUAUUAACAUCCUUGGAGAUCCCUAUGAAAUACGGCGAUGGAACACUGAUGGACUGCCUCGGGACACGAUAUCAACAGAAAACGGCAUUUUAGUUACUCAGGGGCGACGGUGGCCUUUGAUGAUAGAUCCUCAAGAUCAGGCAAACCGCUGGAUAAGAAACAAGGAGAGCAGAAGUGGUUUAAAGAUCAUUAAACUUACAGAUAGUAAUUUCCUACGUACCCUUGAGAAUUCAAUCCGACUUGGUUUACCUGUCUUACUGGAAGAGCUUAAAGAAACCUUGGAUCCGGCUCUGGAACCCAUUCUUUUAAAACAGACUUUCACUAGUGGUGGACGACUUCUCAUUCGCCUUGGAGACUCAGACAUUGAUUAUGACAAAAACUUUCGGUUCUAUAUGACAACAAAAAUGCCAAAUCCCCACUACCUGCCUGAGCCGGACCGCCAGUGCCUUCCUGCAUUCAUCUCCCUCCCUCAGCAUAAGUCUUUUUUGCCCCACCCCUUCAUCUGUGAUGUGGUGCGACUUGAAAAGCCUGAGCUAGAAGAACAAAGAAUCAAGCUCAUUGUGAGGAUCAACACCGACAAGAACCAGCUGAAAAGCAUAGAAGAGAAAAUCUUGAAAAUGCUCUUUACAUCAGAAGGAAAUAUUCUGGACAAUGAAGAACUCAUCGACACACUCCAGGAUUCAAAGAUCACUUCUGGGGCUAUUAAAACCCGACUGAAGGAAGCAGAGUCCACGGAAAAGAUGAUCAACGUUGCUCGUGAGAAGUACCGCCCAGUAGCCACUCAGGGGUCUGUCAUGUACUUUGUCAUUGCCAGCCUCUCAGAGAUAGACCCCAUGUAUCAAUAUUCACUGAAGUAUUUUAAACAGUUGUUCAACACAACAAUUGAAACCUCUGAAAAGGCAAGUGACCUAGAGACACGGCUUGACAUACUGCUGGAACAAACUCUUUUGACUGCUUAUGUCAAUAUUUCAAGAGGACUUUUUGAACAACAUAAACUCAUCUACAGCUUUAUGAUCUGUGUUGAGAUUAUGCGUCAGCAAGGAAGACUUACUGAUGCUGAAUGGAAUUUCUUUCUUCGAGGUUCUGCUGGAUUAGAAAAGGAAUACCCACCCAAGCCUGAUGUCCCCUGGCUCCUUCCUGCCAUGUGGUUUGCGUGCUGUGACCUGGAAGAAUCGUUUCCAGUUUUUGCUGGAAUUACACGUUAUCUGUUGUUACAUCCAGUUUCAAUACGCAUCGGAUCUUUUGAGACUUCUAUUAAUCCAGAGCAGUGGAAAGGAUAUGAUAAAAUACAAACACAAGAGAAUGUCAUGAACCAGGAAAAGGAGGACCAAGCCCAAGAGUUUAGGAAUCCUGAAGAAUUAAGUUCAUUCAAUAAGCUAAUUCUUGUUAAGUGUUGUAAAGAAGAAAAGGUUGUUUUUGCUCUUACUGACUUUGUGAUAGAAAAUCUUGGAAAACGGUUUAUAGAAACGCCACCUGUGGACCUGGCCACUCUGUAUCAAGACAUGUCCUUCAAUACUCCGCUGAUAUUCAUCUUAAGCACUGGCUCAGAUCCCAUGGGUGCAUUUCAGAGGUUUGCCCGAGAGAGUGGGUAUUCAGAACGAGUGCAAUCAAUUUCACUGGGACAAGGACAAGGACCUAUUGCUGAGAGAAUGAUCAAGGAUGCAAUGAAAACAGGAAACUGGGUAUUUUUGCAAAACUGCCAUCUCGCUGUUUCUUGGAUGUUGGCAAUGGAAGAGCUAAUUAAAACCUUCACAGAUCCAAAUGUAGUCAUCAAAGACACUUUUCGACUGUUUUUAAGUUCCAUGCCCAGUAAUACAUUUCCUGUUACCGUUCUUCAGAAUUCUGUCAAGGUGACUAAUGAGCCACCAAAAGGCUUACGUGCAAAUAUCAGGCGCGCAUUCGCUGAAAUGACACCUUCAUUUUUUGAAGAAAAUAUCCUUGGAAGAAAAUGGAGACAAAUAGUAUUUGGCAUCUGUUUCUUUCACGCAAUUAUUCAGGAGAGGAAAAAGUUUGGGCCCCUUGGUUGGAAUAUCUGCUAUGAAUUUAAUGACAGUGACAGAGAGUGUGCUUUGCUGAACCUCAACCUUUACUGUCAAGAAGGGAAGAUCCCAUGGCAUGCCCUGAUCUACAUCACUGGUGAAAUUACAUACGGUGGGAGAGUUACAGACACCUGGGACCAAAGAUGCCUUCACACUGUCUUAAAAAAAUUUUUUUCUCCUGAAACAUUAGAACAAGACUAUAAAUACUCUGAAUCAGGAAUCUAUUUUGCACCCCUGGCUGACAGCUUACAAGAUUUUAAGGACUAUAUUGAAAAGCUGCCUCUAAUAGAUGACCCAGAAGUUUUUGGAAUGCAUGAAAAUGCCAACUUAGCUUUCCAGUACAAAGAGACCAAUACUUUAAUCAACACCAUACUUGAUGUUCAGCCAAGGUCAUUUUCAGGCGGAGAAGGAAAAAGCAAUGAUGAAAUUGUCCAAGAACUUGUUGCUUCUGUCCUGUCCAGAAUCCCAGAAACCCUGGAAAUGGAGGGUGCGUCAGAGAGCCUGUUUGCCAAGGAUGUGCAGGGUCGCCUUAAUUCCUUGACUACAGUCCUUGGACAGGAAGUGGACCGGUUCAACAAUUUGCUGAAGCUAAUCCACACUUCUCUAGCAACACUCAACAAGGCCAUUGCUGGAUUGGUGGUGAUGUCUGAAGAAAUGGAGAAGAUCUAUAAUAGUUUCCUCAAUAACCAGGUCCCUUCUCUCUGGGCCAAUACAGCCUACCCUUCCCUGAAGCCACUUGGAUCAUGGGUGAAAGACCUUAUUCUGAGAACUGCAUUUGUGGAUUUGUGGCUCAAAAGAGGACAACCUAAGUCCUUCUGGAUCUCCGGCUUCUUCUUUCCUCAAGGUUUUCUAACAGGAACUCUUCAGAAUCAUGCCCGAAAAUACAAUCUACCUAUAGAUGAGCUGAGCUUUAAGUACAACAUGAUUCCUAAUUAUCGGGACCAAGCUGCAGUGAUAGAAGCUGCCAAAAUAAUACAGUUUGGACAAGAACUGCCCAUGGACGUGGAGUUGCCCUCUCCUGAAGAUGGGGUUCUUGUUCACGGGAUGUUCAUGGAUGCUUCUCGCUGGAAUGACCAGGAGAUGGUGAUAGAAGAUGCUCUGCCUGGAGAGAUGAACCCGAUGUUGCCUGUGGUGCACUUUGAACCUCAGCAGAACUACGAGCCAAGCCCAACACUGUACCACUCCCCACUGUAUAAGACAGGAGCCCGAGCAGGCACGCUGUCUACCACAGGUCACUCUACCAACUUUGUGGUGACUGUCCUCUUGCCCUCCAAGAGGCCCAAAGACUACUGGAUUGCCAAGGGAUCAGCCUUGCUCUGCCAGCUCAGUGAGUGA
Molecule: messenger RNA, 12441 nt
Organism: Elephantulus edwardii (Cape elephant shrew)
Lineage: Eukaryota; Metazoa; Chordata; Mammalia; Macroscelidea; Macroscelididae
Gene: DNAH6
Product: dynein, axonemal, heavy chain 6
Exons: 76
Coding region: 1-12441 (4146 amino acids)
Biological process (GO): microtubule-based movement
Cellular component (GO): dynein complex
Molecular function (GO): ATP hydrolysis activity; dynein light intermediate chain binding; minus-end-directed microtubule motor activity
Source: RefSeq, a predicted model, not a curated record